UUUACAGGUGUUGCGGUACUUGUUAGUUUGAGGGCGUAAACAGAUCAACAUCGUUUUGAAUGAUCGAAUAAGUAUUCCAAAUCAGUUUGACAAAUACCGAUGUAUGUGUAUGUUGACUGUAAUGACAGUUUAUUAUAAUCGAACAAUAAACUCAUAAACCGAAUCAAGUAAUUACGAUUUUUCUGUUAAAAAUUUCAUUUAUUUUCACAGAACAUUAGAUACUAGAAAAAAGAUUUGAUAUUAUAUAAACAAUGUCUUGUCGACCUCAAUUAAUUGGCAGAUCACCUUUGGGACAAUUGAAGUCCGAAGGAUCAUUAACAUCAGGAUGUAAAUAUCAUUCAUGUCAAGGAAAACUAACCAUUCCAAAUAUCUGUCAAGAUUUGAAAUUUUCAACUGAAGAUCUUAUGGAUGAAGGAGAAAUUGGUCGAGGAGCAUAUGGAUUUGUUAAUCGUAUGGUUCACAGACCUACGAAAACAGCUAUGGCAGUUAAGAGAAUACGUUCAACGUUAAAUGAACGUGAACAAAGAAAUACAUUGAAAGAUUUAGAUGUUGUUAUGAAUUCAGCAAAUUGUCCAAAUAUUGUUCUAUUUUAUGGUGCAAUAUUUACAGAAGGUGAUUGUUGGAUAUGCAUGGAAAUGAUGUCUACAUCAUUAGAUAAAUUUUAUAAAUUUGUUUAUAAUUAUUUACAAUCACGAAUCCCUGAAAGUAUUAUUGGGAAAAUUACUACAGCUACUGUUUCAGCACUUGAUUACUUGAAAACUGCUCUUAAAGUCAUUCACAGAGAUGUAAAACCAUCAAAUAUUCUGAUCGAUUGUAACGGUAAUGUGAAAUUAUGUGACUUUGGUAUAUCUGGUCAGUUGGUUGAUAGUAUUGCUCGAUCACGUGAUGCUGGUUGUAAACCGUAUAUGGCGCCAGAACGUAUUCAUCCAGAGUUAAGUGCUAAUGGUUAUGAUAUACGUUCAGAUGUAUGGAGUUUAGGCAUUACUUUGAUUGAAUUAUCCACUGGACAAUUUCCUUAUCCAUCAUGGAAUUCCGUAUUUGAACAACUCACUUGUGUAUUAGAUAAUGAUUCACCUAGUUUACCGGAAUACUUACCAAAAUCUAUUCAAACUUCAUCAUCAACUACAACACUUGUCAAUAUUGAAUAUUCCAAUAAUUCAAAUGAAUCUUAUUCAUCAUCAUCAACAACAACAACAACAACAGAUUUUUCAUCUGAAUUUCGUAAUUUUGUCUCACAGUGUUUAGAGAAAGAUGUGAGAUGUCGACCGAAAUAUCAAGCACUUAUGCAUCAUCCAUUCUAUUUACGUUCAUUAAGUGAAUUUAUUGACGUUGGAAAAUAUUUUCAAUCAAUAUUAAAUAAAGUUCCUCCUCAUAUGAAUAUGAAUGAAUUAAGUCAAACCCAUAGUUGAAAUUAUGCCCUAUCUAAUUCUUUAUUUAUAUAUUACUUAUGAAUAUCUUUUUGUUUUCGAAAAUAACACCAUGUAUCAUUCCAGUAACAUCGUAUUUAUUCAAACAAGAGAUUUGAUCGCGUAAAAUAAAAUCCUUUUUCUGUUUUAAAUUUCCCGCUAUGCAAAUAUUUCAUUAUUAUUACUUUAGAUAAACACUAAAAUUAAACACACAUACACACACACACAAUCGUUUCUCAUAUGUGUAUACAUAACUUUGUUUCAUUUUCAUUUUGAUUAUUGCAAGUUAUCUGUGUGGAUAUGUGUAUAUUGAGGUGAUUUGAGAGUGCCUAUAACAUCAAAGUUUAUAUGGAGUGAAAUUAUUCUUUAUUUCUGAUUGCUUCCCUCAUUGUUUUUUUUUCUAGAAAAAAAACACAUAACCGGUUUCAUUUGUUUUCAUUGAAAACUUUUUCUUAUUGUAUAAAUUUAGAUAUUUAUUCAGAUAUUACUUAUGAAUUUGUGCAAUUAUUAUAAGUAGUAUAAUAAUGGUACUAUCAUAACUCAUUAUUUUUUAUCGUUGUUUGGCUUUCUGUGUACAUGCGUACUUGCAUAGUUCGACAAUUUCUUUGUUUACUUGGCUGUGACAAUCGAGUUUCUGUUAAUCUAUUACUCUUAGAGACAUAGGCGCCAUCAUUAUAUUUCAAAUUUUCUAUGUUUUUCCAUUACUGUUUUCAUUAUUAUUAUUAAUGUCAUAAUCAUGACUUUCAUUUGCCGUGUUACAACUUAAAUAAAUCCUGGAUACUG
Schistosoma margrebowiei is the source of this 2189-nucleotide messenger RNA. Lineage: Eukaryota; Metazoa; Platyhelminthes; Trematoda; Strigeidida; Schistosomatidae. The record is from the annotation of a GenBank genome assembly.